Molecule: messenger RNA, 1086 nt
Organism: Magallana angulata
Lineage: Eukaryota; Metazoa; Mollusca; Bivalvia; Ostreida; Ostreidae
Product: deleted in malignant brain tumors 1 protein-like
Exons: 5
Coding region: 1-966 (321 amino acids)
Cellular component (GO): membrane
Source: RefSeq, a predicted model, not a curated record
AUGGGAGUUACAAUGAUACUUACGAUUUUUAUUUUGUGUUUUUUUUCACAUAACUAUGCUCUACUCUUUCACGGAGACAACAUUCCAGGACACUCUACAACCAAUGGGCCGAUAGGAAAAGAAACCACGCUUUCUCUCUUGAUGCAAGAGAUUUUGGAUUUAAAAGCCCAAGAUAAAAGUCAAGAGCAAGAAAUCCAAACGUUGAAAAACCAAACAUUGUCAAAGGACAAUGUAACUGCUAGUACUGUGAAUAAGCUCGCGUCUGAAUACAUGGACAUGAAAAAUGCAUUUGGAUUAAUGAAACAAAAAAUUGAUCAAAACAAUAGUCAGACAGAACUACAAACCCUCAAAUCAAGGCUGGACACUAUUGCGCAAUCCAUUCGAUACUUGACCUUGUCUCUACAAAGUCACGAGAUUCAUGAUGAGGAGACAAACAUGACAAUUUAUCGCGAAUUCGAACAUUUAAACUCAAAGCUGAUGAAUGAAAAUCAAAAAUUGCACGAGGAGAUCCUGAAUUUAACAAAUAUCGAGUCUUCAGACAUCCAGCGACUCGAAACAAUACAGCAAACAACAUUCACAUCAUUGGGGUCAGAAAUAGCAACACAGAAAACUAAACUGAGAAAUUUGAACAACAAUCUUCUUCUUCAUUUCGAUUAUAGAAUCCGGUUGGUUGGUGGGAGUUCAAACUCUGACAGAGUGGAAAUUCUUUAUUUUGGACAAUGGGGAACAGUUUGUGAUGACAAUUUUGAUAACAAUGCUGCUGAAGUUGUUUGCCGAAUGCUGAGAAAGAGCACAACGAAUGUUGUAAUAUAUGGCAAUGCACAUUUUGGAAGUGGAACUGGUCCUAUAUAUUUUGACGAAUUAGUGUGCAGUGGAUAUGAAUCUGACUGGUUCAGUUGUCAGCAUCCUCCACUUGGGGUUCAUAAUUGCGACCAUGAUGAAGAUGCUGGAGUACAGUGUGGUUGACUGGACAACCACUGUUGAAAGAGAAAUAUAGAAAGAGAACUUAAAAGAUACCAAAGUUAAAAAAAAUUGUUAUUGAAAUUAUUAGAUAAUGCCAUUUUUGUAAUAAAUGUAUAACAAGUG